GGGAGGCUGCGGCUGGUUCUUUAUUAACGCUGUGAAUGGAGCGUCAGAGCGCGUGAAGGCUGCAGCCAACAGAGAGCCCAGUGCAUCAUUACCGCUUCAGCACAAAGGGAAUAACAGUCAUCUGUUGUUGGGUUGGGAUCAUUAAUGUGACCGGGAAAUGAUCUGUCUGCUUUUACACAGCUAACACUCCGGGAGGUCAUUCUGCAACGGGGAAGAAAGCCAGGCGCAGGUCGCCUUAGUGCAUCUCUCCAGGUCCAGACAACAAGAACAACAUAAACACACGGACACUGGGGUGCAGAAUGGACUAUGAAAGGCCCAACGUUGAAACUAUAAAGUGUGUUGUGGUGGGAGACAAUGCAGUAGGGAAGACUCGCCUUAUCUGUGCCCGAGCCUGUAACACCACUCUGACGCAAUACCAGCUGCUGGCUACUCAUGUCCCUACAGUCUGGGCUAUCGAUCAAUACCGAGUCUGCCAAGAGGUAUUGGAGCGCUCCAGAGACGUGGUGGAUGAUGUCAGUGUGUCUCUCAGGCUGUGGGACACCUUCGGAGACCACCACAAGGACAGGCGCUUUGCCUAUGGCAGGUCUGAUGUGGUGGUUCUGUGCUUUUCCAUCGCCAACCCCAACUCCCUCUACCACGUAAAGACCAUGUGGUACCUGGAGAUCAAACACUUCUGCCCACGUACGCCUGUUAUUCUAGUCGGGUGUCAACUUGACCUACGCUAUGCAGACUUGGAGGCUGUCAACCGAGCUCGACGGCCGUUAGCGAGGCCUAUAAAACCAGGAGAUAUUUUGCCCCCAGAGAGAGGACGGGAGGUAGCGAAGGAGUUGGGGAUUCCAUACUAUGAGACGAGUGUGUUUGAUCAGUUUGGCAUUAAAGACAUCUUUGACAAUGCUAUCCGAGCUGCUCUCAUCUCCAGACGCCACCUUCAGUUCUGGAAGUCCCAUCUACGAAAGGUCCAGAAGCCCCUCUUGCAGGCACCAUUUCUCCCACCAAAAGCUCCUCCACCACUGAUCAAGCUCCCAGAAUGUCCCCGCAAAAAUCAGGAUGGCCCCAGGAAACUGCUGGAGAACCCUCUCUGUGCUGAUGUUAUGUUCAUUGUUCAAGAACACUUCAAUGUUUUUGCCCACAAGAUCUACCUAUCUACCUCAUCCUCCAAGUUCUAUGACCUGUUCCAGAUGGACAUCUCUGAAGAGUCCCAGCGCAUGGUUGUGACAGAGCUUCACAGGCGAGAGCACCUGAUGCGAACUCUCAGUCUGGACACAGAAGAAGCCAUGGCUGUGCUUUCCAACCUCUCACCUAGUUCCCUACGGGCUUCCAAGAGUGAUGGAACUCUGAAGGUAAGGAACUUUAAUGGCAAGCACCACCACAAUAAGCUGUCCUUGGCAAUUUGGUGCAAGGCUUUUCAAAGCAUCCACAAAGAAUCCGUGGUUAAUCCGGUAACAGGAACCGCAGCUGUCAUGACUGUGGUGAAGAUGGACAACUCCUUCCAGCUGGCUCCGUUCAAAGCAGUACUGCGGUUCCUGUACACAGGAGAACUGAAUGAAAAGGAGAUGGACUUGAUGAAGAUCGCUCAGAUUGCUGAGAUCCUAGAAGUUUUUGACCUAAGAAUGAUGGUUGAGAAUAUCAUGAACAAAGAAGGCUUUAUGAAUAAGGAAAUCACAAAAGCGUUUCAUGUGAGAAAAGCCAACAGGAUUAAGGAAUGUCUUGCCAAGAGCAGCUUCACAGAUGUGGUGUUUAGGUUGGAUGACGGCACCAUCGAUGCCCAUAAGCCGUUGCUGAUCUCCAGCUGUGAUUGGAUGGCUGCUCUGUUUGGAGGCUCGUUCAUAGAGAGUGCAAAUAAUGAGGUCUCUUUUCCUAAUACCAGCAGGGUGUGUAUGCAGGCAGUGUUGGAGUAUCUUUAUACCAAUCAGCUGUCACCCAUCGCUGAUUUGGACCCAAUGGAAUUAAUUGCUCUGGCAAACAGACUGUGCCUUCCCCGCCUCAUCGCCCUGACAGAGCAAUAUGCUGUGAGUGAGCUGGUAAAAGCUUCUAGGGAUUUCCAAGACAUAGACGGAGAGGUUCUCAACUACCUGGAGCUUGCUCAGUUUCAUAAUGCCAACCAACUCACUGCUUGGUGUUUGCAUCACAUAUGCACUCACUAUAAUAACAUCUGUGCCAAUUAUCGCAAAGAGAUCAAGUCCAAAUCCCAAGAAAACCAAGAGUACUUUGAGAAGCAUCGCUGGCCUCCGGUUUGGUACCUGAAGGAGGAAGAUCACUAUCAGCGUGUGAGGAAGGAGAGGGAGAAGGAAGACGUGGUCCUGAACAAGCACCUGUCUCGCCGGCGCUGGUGUUUCUGGAGCAGUUCUCCUGCAGUGGCCUGAGAGAGAGAGACAGUGAGAGAGACAGUGAGAGAGACAGUGAGAGAGACAGUGAGCGAGAGAGAUAGUGAGAGAGAGAGAGAUGGCACUUCCCUUCCUGCUAACUGCUAGCAAGUUUCUGUCUUAACCUACAGAUAAUUUAUCUGGAAAUGCACUGAAAUCAUUUCUGAGCUUUACUCUCCACCCUGUAAGUCCAGCUUUACUCUCCACCCUGUAAGUCCAGCUUUACUCUCCACCCUGUAAGUCCAGCUUUACUCUCCACCCUGUAAGUCCAGCUUUACUCUCCACUCUGUAAGUCCAGCUUUACUCUCCACCCUGUAAGUCCAGCUUUACUCUCCACCCUGUAAGUCCAGCUUUACUCUCCACCCUGUAAGUCCAGCUUUACUCUCCACCCUGUAAGUCCAGCUUUACUCUCCACCCUGUAAGUCCAGCUUUACUCUCCACCCUGUAAGUCCAGCUUUACUCUCCACCCUGUAAGUCCAGCUUUACUCUCCACCCUGUAAGUCCAGCUUUACUCUCCACCCUGUAAGUCCAGCUUUACUCUCCACCCUGUAAGUCCAGCUUUACUCUCCACCCUGUAAGUCCAGCUUUACUCUCCACCCUGUAAGUCCACGUCCAAACGGUUUAAAGCACAAUUUAAAAUCUGCAUUCACAAAAUACAGGACAUCAAAAAAUGUAUCAGGAUGAAGAGAGAAAAAAUCCAAACCGUACAAAUAACCACUUUAUAAAAUGUCCUUAAUUUCUGUAUAACGUUUUUCUGCACCUUCGAAGUCAGUCAGCUGUUUAAAUUAUUAUUCAGAUUUAGCAAAUGUUACGAACAACCACAGAGUUCUAACUGACUUUGUGAUGCUUUAGAGUUCUGGCACUUUUCCUAAUAAAAGCCGUCACUCUACGUCGUGUGUUACGUCGUUCACUAAACAGCAGCUUCCUUUGACACCAGCCCUAAUAAAUACAUCAGGUAAAUCACUGCAGUUACUGAUCCGCUGUAUGAUACGGAAUCCUCAGCUUAGAUAGUCCUGUAAUUCUGUGUAAACAUUUAUAGCCGAAUAAAACUUCUUAUUAGAAGGGCUUAGCAUCACGGCUUAGUUCAGGUCUUACUUGAAACCGAGAAGCGAAACAAUCAAUAGCCACCGAUCACAUAUACUGUCUUCACCGUGAUUGUGCUAGGUGUUACAUGUAGGCUUACUGUAGUGGAUCUAAACUCUAUACUUUACACAUCAGUGAUUGUUCUGGUCAUAUAAAGGGUUAAUGUAGGUGAGUGAAUGUAACUGAGCAAUAAGCUGAAAGUGCAGGACUUGUCUUUCAGCUGAUUCUGUCAUGUGUUAAUCGGGAUAGAUGAUCAUGUGUGUGUGUGUGCGUGCGUGCGUGUGCGUGUGUGUAUGUGUUUGUGUGUGCGCGCGUGUGUGCGUGUGUGUGCGCGUGUGUGUGCGUAUGUGCGUGUGUGUGCGUGCGUGUGCG
Messenger RNA from Tachysurus fulvidraco (yellow catfish), 3818 nucleotides. It is a transcript of the gene rhobtb1, whose product is annotated as Rho related BTB domain containing 1. The transcript is spliced from 10 exons. Gene Ontology annotation, biological process: regulation of proteolysis; small GTPase-mediated signal transduction; proteasome-mediated ubiquitin-dependent protein catabolic process. Gene Ontology annotation, cellular component: cytoplasm. Gene Ontology annotation, molecular function: ubiquitin protein ligase binding; GTPase activity; GTP binding. NCBI's taxonomy places the organism in Eukaryota, Metazoa, Chordata, Actinopteri, Siluriformes, Bagridae. The coding region runs from base 300 to 2363 and encodes 687 amino acids. The record is from RefSeq and is a predicted model, not a curated record.